This is a messenger RNA of Aspergillus ochraceoroseus IBT 24754, 1794 nucleotides long. RefSeq names its product putative FAD-dependent oxygenase. The transcript is spliced from 5 exons. Gene Ontology annotation, molecular function: oxidoreductase activity; FAD binding. NCBI's taxonomy places the organism in Eukaryota, Fungi, Ascomycota, Eurotiomycetes, Eurotiales, Aspergillaceae. The record is from RefSeq and is a predicted model, not a curated record. Bases 109 to 1626 code for a protein of 505 amino acids.
AAGGGCACACAUUUUGCACCGGAAGUGACGUGACAUUCUUAUAUAUAUAUCGAUCUAUCUGUAUUGAUUUAUUACACUGAUUUUUUGACCUUAAUUCUAAUCCGAGGGAUGGAGGUCCUUACGGCUGCGGCGUCUGGGGGCAUCGCAACGCUGUGUUCUACAAUCAUCCCCCUGACUGGGUUUGCGUGGAUUCCAAGCUGGUGUCCUGCUCACAAUGCUGCCGCGGAUCUGGAAAGUCGAUUGUCAAGGCAUGCACAUCUCUAUCCUCCGGGAUCGCCAGGGUAUAUCCAGGGCACAAAACGCUGGUCAGCCCUAGAUGAACCGGAUAUUGCCCUGGUGGUGGAGGUCGCGACCGCAGAAGAUGUGGUAGAAACGAUCCAAUAUGCCAAUGAACAAAGUAUCCCCUUUGUGGCAUACAGUGGAGGCCAUGGAACCAUGACUACCCUGGGAGAUGUGGAAAACGGCAUCGAGAUUUGGAUGCACAAAUUAGACUCGAUCUCGAUCGCGGACGAUGGGCAGACCGCUACAUUUGGCGGAGGCGUCUCCUCGAAACAGGCCAUGGACUCACUCUGGGCCCAAGGGAAGCAAACGGUAACUGGAGCGUGCGAGUGUACGGGGCUGCUUGGGCCGGCCCUGGGUGGUGGCCACGGUUUCCUCCAAGGAUGGUACGGACUCAUGGUGGAUCAAUUCGUCUCGAUGGAUCUGGUUCUCGCCAAUGGAACCCUGAUCACUCUCGACGAGGAUUCAGACUUAUGGUGGGCUGUCAAGGGAGCAGGACACAACUUUGGCAUCGUCACCUCGGUCACGAUGAAAGUCUACGAUGUGCCCCAUGACGGCCUCUGGUCUUACCAAAGCUUUAUCUUCACGCACGAAAAGGUCGAGCAAUUGUAUGAAACCAUCAACGAGGUUCUUCUCCAAGACGGCAACCAACCCGUGGACCUGAUCAACUACUCGGUCUUCUUGAACCUGCCCGAUCUGGAUCCAGACCAUUCCGUCAUUCUCUUUGCCAUUUUCCGCGAAGGAGUGCCUGCCGUGGAGGACAAAUACACGAAGCCCUUCAUCGAGAUCGGCCCCAUCGUAACCAGCGGGGACAAAGGCACCUACCACGAUAUCCCCACCUGGUCUGGCUUUGCUAUUGAUUCCCCUGUUUGCAUGAAGACCGGAUUGGCGAGUAUGCGCUUCCCGGUGGACCUACAGAGAUACAAUCCGCUGGUCCAGCGCGCAACGUACGAUAUCUUUUCAAGUGUCACGCAUCAGAACCCUGCCUUGAACAACUCGAUGUUCCUCUGGGAAGGCUACUCGCUCCAGGGGGUCCAAAGCAUCCCCGCCGAAUCCACUGCUUAUCCCAACCGGGCAGGCAAUCUCCUGGUUUCUCCCGUCAUCACAUAUGAACCUUCGGGUCUGGAGCGCGAGAUCGAGGCCCGUGCGUUUGGGGAAUCGCUGCGCCAGAUAGUCCAUCACGGCAGUGGACAGAAGGAAUUGUAUGCGUAUGUGAACUACGCAUUUGGCGACGAGGGUCCACGGAGUUGGUAUGGAUACGAGCCCUGGCGUUUGGACCGUCUGCGCGAGUUGAAGGCCAAGUAUGACCCAGAGCACCGAUUUAACUUUUAUGCUCCUUUUACUUGAUGAUAUAUACGCAGACUAUAGUUACCUGGCUUUUUGUAUGAGGUUAUUGAAGUAUUAUUGAUGAAUGAUCGAAUUCCGUUGCUGCUCAUAGAUUGAUUGGAUGUCCUCACAUGCUCCAACGUGUAUCGGAAAAGACGCUCGGUUGACUAAAUACACCCAGUUUUUCGU